Fonsecaea erecta is the source of this 1230-nucleotide messenger RNA. RefSeq lists its product as hypothetical. The record is from RefSeq and is a predicted model, not a curated record. The coding region runs from base 1 to 1230 and encodes 409 amino acids. Gene Ontology annotation, biological process: protein demethylation. The transcript has 3 exons. Gene Ontology annotation, molecular function: protein methylesterase activity. NCBI's taxonomy places the organism in Eukaryota, Fungi, Ascomycota, Eurotiomycetes, Chaetothyriales, Herpotrichiellaceae.
AUGAGUCAUCUGCAAAAGUCCUUUGCCCGAGCACGCUUGUCUCAUCUGCCUCCAGAGCCACCGACCCCGGUAGACGAGCAAGAGGAAGAAGGCGAUGAUUUGACGGCCUUGAGGCCAGGGUCACCAAAUGAUUCGUCUUCCUCGGCCUCUUCAACUUCCUCCACCGGCACCAUCGUCCCGUCGCCCAGCCGGAACCUGUUUGAGAAACCAAGAAGCGCUGCCAUCAAAUCUCGUAACGCACCACUUCCUUGGGAUGACUUCUUUACUCAAGACCUCGCUUUCGAUCAGAAAACACCCUCGGAGACAAUCCACCAUCACGUCUAUCUAACUCCUCCAUCAGCUUCCGGCCCUCUUAUCGUCACCCAUCAUGGAGCUGGCUCGUCGGGCUUGUCAUUUGCUGCCUUCACGGUGGAAGUGCUGAAGAUCCUUCCCAAUGCUGGUGUUCUCUCACUAGAUGCCCGGGGACAUGGGCAGACGACCACGACGACUUUGUCUGGUAGCUCGCCACCGUCUCAAGACCUCAGCUUAACUACCCUCGCAGAGGAUGUUGCAUUCGUUGUCAAUGCUGUCAAAGCAUAUAUGAAGUGGUCGACUUUGCCAGAUAUUGUGUUGAUCGGACACAGUCUGGGAGGUGCCGUCGUGACCGAAGUGGCUCACGAGAGGCUUCUCGGCAACACCUUGCUAGCAUACGGUGUCCUCGACGUCGUAGAAGGUUCGGCCAUGGACGCUCUGAAAAGCAUGGACACAUAUCUCUCCACUAGACCGAAAUCCUUUCCUUCACUUGCUUCGGGCAUCGAGUGGCACACUAAAUCUCGAACGAUCCGGAAUACCACCUCGGCUCGAGUAUCAGUUCCGUCGCUGCUUCAAGAGUCCAAAACAACUAAAGGUACAUGGUACUGGCGGACAGAUCUAGCUGCUACAAAACCCUUCUGGGAAGACUGGUUUAUCGGUUUGUCCAAGAAGUUUCUGGAGUCCCGUGGAGGUAAACUCCUCCUGCUGGCGGGGACCGACCGACUUGACAAGGAACUCACGAUUGGGCAGAUGCAAGGGAAAUACCAGCUCCAAGUGUUUCCCGAGGCCGGCCAUUUUAUACAGGAAGACCAACCCGCCAAAACCGCUCAGGUUGUGGCGGAUUUCUACAAAAGAAAUGACCGUACCGGACUCGUCCUGCCCCCCAAGGUAGACGACUUGAUCAGGCAGGGGAAGUUGAAACCCGCUGGCAUGAAAUGA